Messenger RNA from Telopea speciosissima, 1052 nucleotides. RefSeq lists its product as uncharacterized. The transcript has 4 exons. Lineage: Eukaryota; Viridiplantae; Streptophyta; Magnoliopsida; Proteales; Proteaceae. Gene Ontology annotation, cellular component: mitochondrion. The record is from RefSeq and is a predicted model, not a curated record. Gene Ontology annotation, molecular function: zinc ion binding; protein-folding chaperone binding. Gene Ontology annotation, biological process: protein folding; protein stabilization; protein import into mitochondrial matrix. The coding region runs from base 109 to 657 and encodes 182 amino acids.
UCCCAUAACAGGCCUAGCCCAAAAGCGAAUUUGGGCCAGCCCUGUCCAUGACCGAAGUUACCCUCUCACUCUCAGACUUUCCCUCUCUCCCUGAACGCCCCAACCAGAAUGGCUUCCACACUCUGCAACUCUAAUGUCAUUCCCUCCAUUUCGUCUUUCUGCACCGUCCAGAAGGCUCUUCGUGCUCCAGCCUCAACCUUCUUCUUCUCCUCCUUUAGAUUGAGACCCUCUUUUGCAACAAUCAAUACUAUUGGAUUCACCAGUUUGCGAAUAUCUCAUGGAGCAGCGGCGACACCCAAGUUGCGAGCCUUAAAGGACGAUGAUGUCUUUCAAUUUGAAGUAACUCCGGAAGAAGAAUCAGAAAAUGCGACCAUUGCUUCUCAAUCUCAAGACAACUAUGCGGCUAAUAAAUCUCACACUGAAACAACUAUUGACUUAAAGCUUCCUAGGAGAAGUUUGAUGGUACACUUCACUUGCGACGUUUGUGGUGAAAGAACAAAGCGCCUCAUAAAUCGUUUAGCCUAUGAACGGGGGACUGUUUUUGUUCAGUGUGCAGGGUGUCUUCAGCAUCACAAGUUAGUUGACAACCUUGGCCUUGUGCUUGAGUAUGAUUUGAGGGAGGAUAUGGAGAAAGAUGCGAAUGAAGAUCAAUUGUGACACUGAAAAUAUUUUCAGCAUAUUUUAUGCGAUUCUUAUAAUGGUUUCUUCCUCUGGAAUUUUCGACUAUUCAGCAAUGGCGGUAUAGUUGAAAAUGGUCAGUUGAUAUGGCUGAUACAGUUCAGAUUGGCAAGUCCCCAGAGUCUGCCAGUUUAGAGUGAAAACUAAAUUUCCAAUCAACCAGCUGUGUUUCUCGACUCAAGCUCCAGCUGGGAGCACUUUGAAGAGUUAACUGUUGGUUAGUUGCAAUGGUGCCCCAGCCCCGGGUGAAGUGUUAAGAUUAUUCAGAUUUGAAUUUUUUGGUGUAUAUUACUGCUGUGAGUGAUAUAUUAGAUUGCACUGCUUUCUAAUAUUAAUAAUUCGUUAGAAUGAAUAAAACAGCAUUCCUCAAUCAA